Salvia splendens (bonfire salvia) is the source of this 2742-nucleotide messenger RNA. Its product is annotated as beta-1,3-galactosyltransferase GALT1. Gene Ontology annotation, molecular function: carbohydrate binding; galactosyltransferase activity. Gene Ontology annotation, cellular component: Golgi membrane. The record is from RefSeq and is a predicted model, not a curated record. The transcript is spliced from 8 exons. Lineage: Eukaryota; Viridiplantae; Streptophyta; Magnoliopsida; Lamiales; Lamiaceae. Bases 634 to 2529 code for a protein of 631 amino acids.
UUUUACUUUUUUCCACGACGAACUACAAAUCUUGCUCCCUUUCGGUCCGGUUCCUAUUUUUUACGGCUCUUUUCUUUCCGAAAUCAAAGUCUGUAGCAGCAGUCAAGCAAGCUGACAUAAUUAAUGCCAUUUUAAUGAUAAGAAGAAGUCAAUUAGCCUUCAAUUACAUCUUAAUUUCAACCAAACCAAGUAUAACUAGUCUACCAAAGCAGCAGGCACCAACUUUGAAGUUGAGUUUCAGCCUAAACUAAAAUCAUCUGCUUCCUUCACUUUCUCGCUCUAAAACAAGGCUGCGUGUUGCGUGAGUUCAGAAGCGUUUGCAUCAAAUGUUUGAUGAACUUCUGCUUUCGGGCGUUGUAGUGAGUUCAGAAGCACUUGCAUCAAAUGUUUGAUGAACUGCUUCUUUCGGGUGUUGUAGUGAGUUUGGAAGCACUUGCAUCUAUUGUUUGUGGUAUUGCCAAGAGUCGAAACUGUUUGUUUGUUACUUUGAGUGCUGCUGAUAUAAAGUGUUAGGACUUUCUGAAUUUGGUUGGAAUACCUAAAUGAGUUUGUUGAAGGGGUCGAAUUUUUACUUGUAGUUAUCCUGGUUCCGCGGAGUUCAUUGGUAUGUAGGCUCACCAUUAAUGAGCAGAGAUGAAGAAAUGGUAUGGUGGUGUUCUGACAGCAUCUUUGUUGAUGUUAUUUGUUCUUGGAUACUAUAUUAUUAGAAAUCCUAUAAAUGAGAACUACUUCACUAGUCCCGUGAUUUUCAAUGGGACAAAUCCUCUGGAGUGGAUAAGUGCAGGUAGUCCUCCGGCAAUCCCCAAUCCAGAGAAAACUUCUCAAGUCUUCUCUGCUGAAGCUAUUGUGGCUAAUUUAUUUGCUCAAAGGAACUUGUCAAAAGAAGAAAAGACUUCUUUUUACACAUGGAACCGUUUGAAACCCCUGGUUAUGCAUGCGGAGGUCUUACCUAAUGCUGUUGAAGCUAUCAAAGAAGCUGGUGUAGCUUGGAAAAACUUGAUUGCUUCAGUUGAAGAAGAAAAGUUGCAGACUAAUGGAAGUUUACUGAAGAGAGGGAAAGAGAAACAGUGUCCUCAUUUUCUUAGUAAAAUGAAUGCCUCGGAACUUGAUGAUAAUGGAUUUAAGUUGCGUGUACCUUGUGGCUUGACUCAAGGCUCGUCAAUCACAUUGAUAGGCAUUCCUACUGGCCUUCUUGGUAAUUUCCGAAUAGACCUGACUGGUGAACCUCUCCCAGGCGAGCCAGAUCCUCCUGUUAUUUUGCACUACAAUGUUAGGCUCCAUGGUGAUAAAAUAACUGAGGAUCCUGUAAUUGUCCAAAACACCUGGACAAUUGCACAUGACUGGGGUGACGAAGAGCGCUGUCCAAUUCCAGAUGAGGGAAAAAGUAAAAAAGUGGAUGAGCUGGACCAGUGCAACGAGCAUUUGGGUCAAGAGAAUAACCAUACAGUCAAAGCUAACCGGUAUACUGAUGGAUCGAUUUCUUUGGUGCAUGAUGGAAAACCUAGAAAAUACUUUCCUUUUAAGCAAAAUGAUUUAUUUGUUGCUACACUGAGAGUUGGUUCAGAAGGAAUCCAAAUGACAGUGGAUGGAAAGCACAUAACUUCGUUUGCUUUCCGUGAAACGUUGGAACCGUGGCUUGUUAAUGAAGUACGGAUUUCUGGGGAUAUAAAUUUAAUUUCUGUUGUUUCCAGUGGUUUGCCAACAUCAGAGGACUUGGAACAUAUUAUAGACUUGGAAGAGCUUAAAGCUGUUCCAAUACCUCCUCGAAAACAGCUUAAUCUCUUUGUUGGGAUUUUCUCCACUGCAAAUAAUUUCAAGCGUCGGAUGGCGAUAAGAAGAUCCUGGAUGCAGUAUCCCGAAGUACGAUCAGGACAGGUUGCUGUCCGUUUCUUUGUUGGACUGCAUAAAAACCAAAUGGUGAAUGAGGAGCUCUGGAAUGAAGCACGCACCUAUCAGGACAUCCAAUUGAUGCCUUUUAUGGACUACUACAGUUUGAUUACGUGGAAGACCAUAGCCAUCUGCAUCUUUGGGACCGAGGUUGUUUCAGCUAAGUUUAUAAUGAAGACAGAUGAUGAUGCAUUUGUUCGUAUAGAUGAAAUCUCGAACUCUCUAGAGAGCACCAAUGUGACUCGUGGUUUGCUCUAUGGCCUCAUCAAUUCAGACUCACAGCCUCAUCGGAAUCCAGACAGCAAGUGGUACAUCAGCCCUGAGGAAUGGCAAGAGGAAACAUAUCCACCUUUUGCCAAUGGUCCUGGUUAUAUUGUGUCAAAUGAUAUAGCAAGGACAGUAAGCAAGAAACAUCGGAAGGGGCGGCUGAAGAUAUUCAAACUAGAAGAUGUUGCCAUGGGAAUCUGGAUCUCGGAAAUGAAGAAGAACGGGAUGGAGGUGACUUACCAUAAGGACGAGAGGAUCAUCAAUGACGGUUGCAGGGAUGGCUAUGUUGUUGCACAUUACCAAGGCCCCAGAGAGCUGCUCUGUUUGUGGCAGAAGAUUCAAGAGAAAAAACGCCCCGUUUGCUGCGGCGAAUAACUGAAUGACAACAGGUGUAGAUGAUAAUUGUUCUAGGAGAAGCGAUCAUAUGAGUAUAAUAUAUAUAGUCCUAUUGUUACUGUCCUUGUUUUGGACAACGGCGGAGAGAUUGAGAUUUGUAUCAUAUGUAUAUAUAUGUCGAUCAUAUUUUUGGCUGAGUGAGAAACAGGAUACCAUCAAUUGCUUAUUAAUUUAACGCUUAAUUUCUCCUCA